Entamoeba histolytica HM-1:IMSS is the source of this 351-nucleotide messenger RNA. Its product is annotated as AIG1 family protein, putative. The coding region runs from base 1 to 351 and encodes 116 amino acids. The transcript has a single exon. NCBI's taxonomy places the organism in Eukaryota, Evosea, Mastigamoebida, Endamoebidae. The record is from RefSeq and is a predicted model, not a curated record.
AUGUUGAGUUGGGUACGAACUUUAUCUUCUUUCAAAAUUAAAGAAGUAAAAAAUAUAAAAUUUCAUAAUACUUAUGUAGAAACGAAACAAGAAACAAAAGUGGUUGAAUUAAAACAUGAUUACAUGGAAUUAUCAAUCACUAAGCUGCAAAGAGAGAAAAGAGUUGGAUAUGAUGGAAGUAUUACUUACACAAAAUGGGUUGAGGUGAAGAAGAAAACCAAAAAUGAAAAAAUUCCAAAGAAUCUUGUUGGUGCUUCAAAAGAAGAUCUUCAACGGUUGAAAACAGAAAUUGGAGAUAGAAAGUUCGAGGGUGUAGUAGGUGGAGUUCUUAGUCGUGAUAAGUUGUUAUAA